This is a messenger RNA of Hippocampus zosterae (dwarf seahorse), 5464 nucleotides long. RefSeq names its product porphobilinogen deaminase-like. Gene Ontology annotation, cellular component: cytoplasm. Gene Ontology annotation, molecular function: hydroxymethylbilane synthase activity. Gene Ontology annotation, biological process: heme biosynthetic process. The transcript has 16 exons. The record is from RefSeq and is a predicted model, not a curated record. Bases 309 to 1391 code for a protein of 360 amino acids. Lineage: Eukaryota; Metazoa; Chordata; Actinopteri; Syngnathiformes; Syngnathidae.
CGACGUCACAUUUCUCGGUCAAGAGGAGCCAUGCAAAAUGAGCGCCGGACUUUUGAAGGAUUUCCUGUCAUAAUUGACUCUGGGUACAGCUAAACGCGCCGCAAUUUUAGGAAAAUAAACACAGAUAAUCAGGCCCAUGCUAUGACGGAAGAGGCGAACUAUACGGGAUGCAUCAGGGCGGAGGUUCUGUGAAUGAGGGCUUGUCUUCUUAACAAGACUACUGUUCACCAUCUUGAGGCUUUCAGCACAGGUCCUUUCUACGAGACAGCAGGCAGGCACAAUAGAUUCUCCAGUUCACAAGCAGAAUUAUGGAGGAAGGACAAUUCAAGUACAUCACGAAUGGGGAUGGAAGAGUCAGCCGUCUCAUCCGGAUCGGAACACGCAAGAGUCAGUUGGCUCGCAUUCAGACGGACAGUGUUGCAGAAAAACUUAAAGAGCUUCACCCUGACAUCCUUUUGGAAAUUGUGGCCAUGUCAACAAUUGGGGACAAAAUUCUUGACACGGCUUUAUCGAAGAUUGGAGAGAAGAGUUUGUUCACCAAAGAGUUGGAGACUGCUCUACAGAAGAAUAUUGUCGAUGUGGUCGUCCAUUCACUGAAGGACCUUCCCACCACGCUGCCUCCAGGAUUCACCAUCGCAGCUGUGCUCAAGAGAGAGAACCCCCACGAUGCUGUCGUCCUGCAUCCAAAACAUGUAGGGAAAACGUUGGAGACUCUUCCAGAAAAAAGCGUGAUUGGCACCAGUUCACUGCGUCGUGCUGCUCAGUUGAAAAGGAGAUUUCCCCACUUGGUGUUUAAAGAUAUCCGUGGAAACUUGAAUACAAGGUUGAAGAAACUGGACGAAAAGGAGGAUUUUGCUGCUAUCAUCCUUGCUGCGGCUGGUCUAAAGAGGAUGGGUUGGGAAAACCGAAUCAGCCAGAUCUUGGAGCCCGAGGAUUGCAUGUAUGCUGUCGGACAGGGCGCUCUGGCCGUGGAGGUUCGAGCCAAAGACAGAGACAUCCUGGAGAUGCUGUCUGUACUAAACGACACUGACACUGUGCUGCGCUGCAUAGCAGAGAGAGCAUUUCUCAGGCAUCUGGAAGGAGGCUGCAGUGUUCCUGUGGCUGUGCACACAGAGGUGAUAGACUCGCAGCUCUACUUGACAGGGGCCGUGUACAGCCUGGAUGGUUCGGACUUUCUGAAGGACACCAUGCAGACGAGCGUUGCUACUACCCUCAAGGGGCAGGACGAAGUGGACGAGCAGGUACAGCGUGUGGGGGUGACAGUCAUCAAGAUCUGCGGUGGCUCGCAGGACAAUGCCGAGCGCCUGGGGGUGGAUCUGGCCAACUUGCUCUUAAGCAAAGGAGCCAAGGAGAUCCUGACGGUGGCUCGACAGCUAAAUGAUGCCAGAUAAUGUACGCACCAUUUGGUCCAUCGUCACGGCAAUCCGGUUAGGUUGUUCACAGGCCUCUGUAGUGUUUUGCAAUUGUACCGCCGUAAAACAACUUUUGCAUUCAUACAGCCAUAAGACACCUCACAAAGGCCAGUUGUCACGAAAAGGACGUCUUAAUUCAAUCAUUAUUUUAAGGUUUAGGCUCGUAAUGCAACAGGUUGUAGGUUGGAACUACAGUGUUUUUAAUUUGGUUUCAUGUUCUAGUUAUUAUUUAUCACUACUGUGAGCCCGAUACUCAUAAACAAUGUUCCCUCUAAGAUGCGUGCAUGAGCAUUUGCACACUGCUCUCACUUUUUCACACUCAUUUCUUCACUGUCUCCGCGUCAACAAAAAUUAAGAUGGAAUGUCAUCAUCAACAAGACUUACGAGAGAGAGAGAGACGAGAUAAGACCCAAUGAAAAUGCUGGUGGCGUGACGAUAAUGAAAUCUAUCAUUCCAUAUUGUUGGCAAAUAAAAAUGAGACUGAAUGAGUGUUUUUAUUUUUAUUUUUCUGGAAAGAAUUAGCUUCUUUGUUCUCCUUCCUGACACCAGGAAGUCCUCCAAGUCUUUCCUUCUCUGUGCAUUUAAAUCAGGCAUGUCCAAAGUCCGGCCCGGGGGCCAAAUCCGGCCCGCAGCCAAAUUUCAUCCGGCCCUCGGCCCGUCAUAAAAUCAGUGCCGUUUGGGCGCAAUGGAACACGUGUUGCAUUGACUGAGGUCUCGUAGACUGGUGAGUGAUGUUUCAUAGAGUACUGCUUCCCUCUAGUGGCUAAAUGAGUAAUAGCAUUCACUAAAUGAGUAAUAGCAUUUAGACACUUGAGGGCAUCACUCACGAGUUAACAAGACAUCACUCCGUGUUUAUAUUGACUGAUAUGUCACAUUUCAAAUGAUCCUUGCAGUUGUGGAUAUGUGUAUUGCUUAUUCAUUUCCCUGUUGUUCGAGUCAAAGGUUUUGUGACUAUUGAAAAGUCAUGGUGAUACAUUUUAUGUUUCAAAUCAAUCAAUUUGCACUCAGGAGACUUCUGUUUAAGAAAAAGUCAAGUGAAUAAGCAGUUACAUGUGAUAUACCUGUUUCAAAUGAACCAAAAUAAAUUCUUAAGAUUGUUGAAAUUAAAAUAAAAAUGGAAAUGUGAAACAGACUGGCUUACUAAAAUUUGUUGAACAAUAUUGUUGUUCAAUGUAAAGAAUGUCAGCCAAGGUCGGCCCCCCGACAUUUUACCACAUAAAAUCUGGCCCCCUUGGCAAAAAGUUUGGACACCACUGAUUUAAAUGCACUCAUACCUGCCUGCUGCCAUUCCUGAACUGAAGUUCUGUACUGGUGGUGCUCCAAUUGCAUUGCAUUAUAAGGCACAUAACAUAGACGCUACAACAGUGGCUGCGGUUGUAUGAUGCAUUCACUAGAUCAAGCCACGCUACAGGGAAUACAAUACAAUACAGUGGUACCUCUACUUACGAACGUCUCUUCAUAUGAAAUUUUCAAGUUACAGAAUGCCUCAACAGGAAAAUAUUGCCUCUUGUUACAAAAUAAAUUUCAAGAUACGAAAGGUACAAAUACAGUAUGGGCUCCUCCUCGCAGCUCAGUUUCCUGAACGCAACAUACUUAGAGCUGCUCUACCAUUGGCUAUUACCGAGCGUCUUCCUGGUAUCCCAUUGGCUAAGAGUGACCUCUACUAUAUGUGUCUAUGCGUGUAGAUAGAUAGAUAUGUGUUUAUGCAGCAUCCUCGUUAUUCGCCCCUUGGGCCAUGAGGCAUUCCGAUAGUUUUACGUAAAUGUGAAUCACACCCACUGUGCUGUUUGUCUUGGACAUUUUCGAAGGAUUGUUUAAAGCCAACAAAAGCCAGGCAAAAACCACUUCUGAGAGAGAACGUGGACUUAAGAGGGCAAUAAAUUAUGAGGACGUAGUUAGAAGUUAAAUGACCAUCAUUUUUAUUCUUUACUCUAUUCCAGUGGUUGUUAACCUUGUUAGAGGUACCGAACCCAAACAGUUCAUAUGCACUUUCACCUUCUUUAAUGAAAAAUAAAACUGUGAUUUUUUUUUUUUUACAAAUUCAAGACAUUAGAGAAACACUCCACACAUUUAUUAAAAACAGAAAAAAGUUUUUAAAAAUUACUUGGCCUAAGUAUAGUUUAUUUUUAUUUUCAAAUUGUAUGACGUACUAUCACGACAGUCACACGUUGACAACUGAGCGAACUAAAUUUCUCAUAGGACUGAUUGAACAAGCAAUCUAAUGUGACCAUCUGCAGCUAGCCAGCAUUGGCCAAGCGGGCAUGUCAUAACUAAUUGACGUCUUGAGUCGGGUGUGUCUUAACCUCCAUGGCAGAGGCUCCGUCGAACCCCUGAGACCGAUUCACCGAACCCCUUGGGUACAAUCUAACCCAGGGUAAGCACCGCUGCUCUAUUCUUUGUAUUUUACUUUAUGCACAACUCUCAUUUAUUGUGCAAUAAUCUAAUUGUAACAUGUAUUUGUUACAUAUUUUGAUGCAGUUUUGUGCUUUAGAAAACAUGUCUGAAUUUCGGGGGGACUUGGAACGAAUUAGGGCAUUUACAUGGAAAACGCGUCUCUACUUACAAAAUUUUCUAGUUAAGAAAUUUCUUCCAGAAACAAUUAAUUUUGAAAGUAGAGGUACCACUGUACAGCUGUACUUAUAUAGAGCUUUCACAACCGCUGCAGCUGGAACAAAGCGCUUUACAGAACCUGUACUACUUGCAAGAUCUGAACAUUGAUCCACAUACAAGGUGCAUCGGAUUAUAAAGCGCAUUGUCGGCUUUUGAGAAAAUGGAAUGCUUUUAGGUGCGCCUUACAGUGUGGCAAAUAGGAUACAUGGAAAUUGCCAUCAUAAUAAAAUAGGCAGUAGACUGUGAAAAUUAUGUAUCAUUCUCAAAACUUUUGGCCACGGCUGUACAUUGACACACAGACACUCCCUCACAAUCACCACUGACAGGAAGCGCGGGGUGGCAGGUGCUAAAAUAAAAGUAACAAAACUGGGCUGAUUUCAUUCAUGUCACAAAUCUCUGUCUCACCAACUGUUAUCCCCUUCUGCAUUCUUUCAAAAUAAUACUUCCGGCUUACACGAAGUCAGCAGGAAUGUUUGCGAUUGCGAACAAUUUGUCAAAUAAACUCGUCGUCCUUUACAGGUGGUUUGAAAUGUGUUGUAUCAUACUUACAUCACUUGUUAUGGUCUCAAGUUUUAUACAGGAUACUGGUUUGGUCCAAGGAAUACUCAAGGGAGUUUGUGUAAAUGCUCAGAGGCAUAGAAAAUUAGAGGGAACAUUUUACUUUAAAUAUUCCAACUUUUAGCUAUAAAAAAAUGAACAAAAUUAAAAGUUGCAUUUUUUUACAUUUUAACAUGCAAGUGCUGUACUCACAACACCAUCCAUAUUUAUUUUGCAUGUGUGUGCUGAUUGUCAUUGGUUAUCCGAAACAGCCUUUGCCAAAGGUUUUAAGCCGCCUCCAUCAUCCCGCCAGUGACGUCCCCUCAAGACGCACUCCAAAAAUUCCCCAAACCUCACAACAAACUCAUUUACAGCCAAUGAAGAAAAACCUGCAAUUUGACUGAAAAACUCAAAACACAAUAUCUGUUUCAAUACAUUGCCACAUUGUCCCACACGGUCCAGUAGCGGAGAAUUAUAAUUUUAUUAUGUGGUCGGGGAAAAAGUUUUGAUGUGUAAUAAUUAUUCUACUGUGCUAUUACACGUUUCAUGUCACGUACCAAAAGGUGCACUAGUUGUGGAAUGUUGCUCUUUUUUGAUUGAAAGUGCCGUAUGAAUAAAUACACGGUAUCUACUUUUAGAUACGGUCAUUCUGCCUGCAGUACCGCAAUGCGUUUUGUUUGACAGUCUUUAUUCUAGUGUUUCAUUUUACCACUUGAGUUCAAUGUGAGUCCUCUUUUCAGCUUUAAAUGUUAACUUGUUUAUUUGUACAUUUUCACAGUACACUGUGUUACAUUUAUAAGCUAUUUAAACUAUUAAUUCCCUCAAGCUUCUUUCUGUUUGGUUUGCCCUGGUGUGAAUGCAGCAUCCAUUUAAUGCAUUGAAAUAAAGUUGUGUGGCAUAUUUUU